Molecule: messenger RNA, 9171 nt
Organism: Paramecium tetraurelia
Lineage: Eukaryota; Ciliophora; Oligohymenophorea; Peniculida; Parameciidae
Exons: 2
Biological process (GO): protein targeting to vacuole; protein retention in Golgi apparatus
Cellular component (GO): extrinsic component of membrane
Source: RefSeq, a predicted model, not a curated record
AUGUUUGAGAAAAUAAUCGAGAAUCUCCUUUAAUCAAUUUUAGGAGAAUACAUUGAAGGUUUGGAUCAACAAUCCCUGAAGGUUGGACUUUGGAGUGGAGAUGCAAAGAUUGAGAAUCUGAGGUUGAAACCAGAAGCCUUUAUCAAAUUAGACCUGCCUUUUAUUGUUAAGUAUAGCAGAUUGGGAACACUUAAUUUAAACAUCCCUUGGAAAAAUUUAGCCAGUGCUCCUAUCAAAGCUAACCUAGAUACAUUAUAUUUAAUAUUAACACCUCAACAAGCCAGUGAUUGGAAAUUUGGAAGUGUUACAGGAGCAGAUAAAUUAAUUUAAGUUGAUUCAUUCAAAUAGAAAUUACUAGAAAGAAUUGCUAAUAAAGAAUAAUAAGAUGGGAUGAUGCAAAGAAUUAUUAUUAGAGUGAUUGAAAAUCUAUAGAUACGCAUUUAAAAUAUUCAUAUCAGAGUUGAAGAUGGAUAAAUCAGUUAUGGUUUUGUAUUGUAGAAUUUCACCUUGCUUACUGUGAACGAGUAGGGAGUUGAAUAAUUUAUUGAUAGGACAUCCAAUAAAAAUUAACUAUUGAUCAAGAGUUUACAAAUCAGCAAUAUUGGAUUCUAUUGGCAAUGGAAAGGAGGAAUUCAAUAUGAUGAGUCUAAAUUUUAGGUAGAAAUACCAAAAAAUGAUUAUCUAUUUAGACUCUCCUUAUAAAGCAAGGUUGUACAACCACCAAAACAGAGCGAUAAUCUACCAGACUAUAAAUUUGAUUUGGAUUUACAAUCAUUUGAUAUUAAUUUCUCAAAGCCUUAAGUCUAAUAAAUCCUCAAUCUAACAGACUAUUUGAAUUCUUACAAUAGAGCUAAGAUCUCUUUCUAAAGAUAAUAGUAAAUGAUCUAGCCAUUGAAUGAGAUGGAUCAAAAGAGAGUUAAACAAUUAUUGCAAUUAGUAUAAUUAGAUAAAAAAUAUAAUGAUGGACUUAAUAAAGAGUAGAAAUUAGAACUUUGUGCUAUUUUAGAGAAAACUCAGAUCAAAGAAAUCAAACCGAUCGUUUUGGAAGUCAUUAAGGAGUAAUAAUAUGAAGACAUGAAAUAAAAGGCUCUGAAAAAGAAAUAACCAUAAGGAUUCUUAUAGAAUUGGUUUGGAAGGGGUAAAUAACAGUAAUAGAAUGAAACACCUACACUUUUAGAUGAAGAAUCAGAAGAAAUCUAUAAAUUUUUAUAAUAGAAUUUCUCAUAGGAUGAAUCUUAAUAAAAUUAAGGGAAGGUGACACAAAUAGUAGUGAGUGGGAAAAUGAGAUAAGGAACAAUUACUUUAAGUAAUCCUAGAUAAUAGAAGGUGGAUGAAAUUAAGAUUCUGUUUUAAGACUUAAUAUGCGAAUUGAAAUCAGAUAAGGAUCUAAUAUUGGAUCUAUCUUUAAUCGAUAUGAUUGUUCUAUUUAAUGAUUAACAAUUCCUUACAAAUACAAGUAAUGAUAAAUCAAAACCUAUAUUCUUAUUGAAUUUCAAAAUUAUCGAAUCCAUUACUACUUAUAUUUAAUUAGAAACUAGAUCAUCUAAAUUACGGUUUCAUCCAGAUUUAAUAACAGUAUUAAGUGACUUUAGUGAUGUAGAAUUGAAAUCAAAUUAGAUUAAAAAUAUGGCUGAUGACACAAUUCAAGAACUUAAACAGAAUGCUCAAAUAGCCUUAGCUAAUUAAGUAAUUGUAGAAAAGAAUAGAUGGGUUAAUAUAACGAUGGAUCAAUUCUAUUUUGAACUCCCCUUAAACAAUUCAUAGGAAUCCUGGCUAUUUUGUCCAGGUUUAGUCAACAUUAAUAGUAGUAUUGUGAAUAGUUAAGAAUUGUAUAAAAUUCAACUUUCAAAUAUUGGAUUGAAACAUUAGUCUUAAAAUCAAUAUAGUGUAAUUGACAACUUUACCAUUGUCCUGGAUAUCCUAUUACCAAAUCAAAAGAACUAAAAUCUUACUGUGAAUGCCAGUAUCCAAGAUAUUAUCACCAAUUUGAAUCCAUAAAUAUAUUAAAAGCUUACUAAGAUUGGAGAUUGUUUUAUUCCAACAGUAAGUGCUGAAGAAUACAAAAAAUAAACUAAGUCGGAGGAAGUUGAGAAAACUAAAAUAAUAGAGAAUGCUAUAAAGAUAGCCCCACUUUACAUAAAGGAAGGUUAAUUGAAUCAAUGGGUUAAAUACACUUGUGUCUUGAGUGGCUCUUACUUAUAUUUUUACUCAAGUCCCAAAUCGCAAUAGCCUAACUUCAUUAAAUAUUUAAAAAAUUCAAAUAUUAUUGAAAAAGGAAUGGAUGAAUACAAAAUGAAUGUUCUAGUUGUAUAAAUUGAAAACAAUUAAUUUGAAAUUGGAGUAUAAAAUUAAAGUCAAAUAUAAGAUUGGAUUCAAAAGAUUUCAUCAUUGAGAGAUGAAGAGUUAGAAUUACUUAAACAAUUAGAAGAUAAAUAGGAGAAAUAACAGAUCAAACCAAUUGAGUUUGAAUAAAUUAUCAAUUUUACAAUAUCAGUUGUCUAAAUUAACUUAUAGGAUUCCAAUUCUAAGUAAUUUUUAGUAAUGAAAACGAAGGACUUGUCAUUAAGAAUGAAAAUACACUCUUAAUUCUUAUAGGUUCAACUUACUCUUUCAGGAUUACAACUUUAAGAUAGUCUGAGAUAAUAUCAUAAUAAACAAUUGGAGAAUCUUAUUAUAUCCGAGAAAGAGAAUGGAGAACUCAUUGAAAUACUAUUUAAUUAAACUAGUAGGAAUUCCAAGAAGUAUUAAGAUAUUGAUUAAUAAAUAGAAUUGAAAUUUGGUAAAUUGCAUAUCAAUUUUAAAAGUGAGACAUUUGCUUAUCUAUUAUAAUUCAUAAAUAGCAAUGAUAAUAUUUAGAAUCAAUAGGAGAAAAAAUUAGAUAAAAUUGAAAAGGAGUUUUUGGAAGCAGAGAAGCAAUUUUUAUUAUUAAAAUUGAAUGUGUAAAUUAAUUAAAUCAGUUUGUCUAUUGUUCAUGAAAUUACCAAAUUGCCAUUUGUAGAUAUUCAGUUUUAAAACUCUUUUAUUGAAAUGCUUAAAUAUCAAGAUGAAUUAUAAAUGUAAGUUAAUUUAGGAAACCUAUAAAUUAAUGAUUUAACUAAUCAUCCAUAUACAUUAACAUAAGAAGAAGAUUAUCACUUGAUUAAAUCAAAUUAAAUUGUGGGAAUCAAAUAGAAGGGAGAGUCUUUGCUAUUUGUUAAGAUCAUCUUAAUCGAACCAUUAUCAAAAAAAGCAUAAUUAAAUAGAGAUAUCAUUAGAGUUGAUGCAAAAAUAAGUCAAAUUGUGGCUGACUAUUAAUAACAACCAAUUCUAAGGAUUAUUGAUUAUAUUCAGAAUUUAUAAGAACCAUUCACUAAUCCAAAUUCAUUUAAAGUUUAAGGCUAUUAAAUAGACAAUGUUGCGAAUCAAAAGAAACCACCAAGUAGAAUCACUAUUUAACCUUCAAAGGAGGAAUCAAUUAAGAUUACAUCUAAUCCUCCGAGAAUGAAGUUAACUGUUCAGAUUGACAAUCCCUAAAUCAUCAUUAGAAACAAAUUCUCAAAUGAAUUCAUGAUCAUCAAUUUAGGAUAAAUAAGUGUUGCUAAUGAAUAAUAAUAAAUCAAUUAAUUUUUUAAGGAGAUAUAUACAAUUUAGAUAACAUAACUUAAUAUCAUAGGAGAAUGUGAUAACAAAAAGGGUGUUAUUGCUAGUGAUUUCAAUUUACUAUUGACUGUCACUCUACCUGAUUUGGUGUAAUAUUAUAAAUAGAUCCAUAGUAAAGUUGAAGAAACUAUUCAUAUAAGUUGUGAAAUGAGCGAAUUUAUCUUAAAUAUUGAUAGAAACACUAUGAAAUUGAUUAAUAGGUUGGUUGCUUAUAAUUUCACACUUAAUGAUUCUUUUAAUGAAUAUGUAUUACUCAAUUCUGAAAAAUCAAAUUAAAUAAGUUAAGAAUAAUAGAAGAUAAUAUUAAAGUAGGAUGCUGAAAAGAAAAUUAGAAAUUAAGAUUACUUCUUGAAAUUUAAAUUGAAGAUUGUUAAUAUUUCUAUAUUCCUAUGUUUACAUAGACCUUUAAUAAGACUGUCAAUAGUGGAUAGUAAUAUAGAAUUUAAUAUGAAAAAGGAUGAUAAAAAGGAGUUGAUUAUUUAGAUAUCGUCUUUCAAUUCUUGUGUGUAUGAAUAAAUAAAUGGAUAUUUUGUGAGUAAGCCUCUAAUAGGAAUACAGGAGGAAAAACAAUAUGAUAAUUUGAAUGAUCUCACAUAUUUGAUUAAGAAUGCCUCGAGUUCUGAAUAGGAGUCAGGUAAAAUUGAGAUGUACAUCAAUCCAACAUAAAAUAAAACUCACAAUAAGUUGUAUUUAACUUUUGGUUCAUUUUUAUUAACUAUUUAAACAAAGAUCAUUUUAUAGACUUUGACAAUAUUUGAGAGCGAGUAAUUAAAUCCAUUUGUAAAUGAAGCUUUAAAGGAGUAUUAAAGCAGAUAUGAUUAAUAUUUGAGAAGCCAACAAAAGGAGGAAGAAGUGUAACCAACUGAUUCAUAAAUCUUUAUUACCUUAGGUGAUGUAAUAAUUGCAAUUCCAUCGAAUGACGAAUCCAUUUUGACAUUCACUGGUAAAUUCAAUAUCAUUGUGAAUACACAUGACACUAUGAAUGCUGAUGAACUUCUUUGUAUAAUCAAAGAGAAAGGAUUGAAUGAAUACGAUUUGAUUGGAAUGAACUUCAAAAUAAAAACAUCUGUAUCGAUAGAAUAAGUUCAAGCAUAUGUGGCAUCAAAGUAAUAACUAUAUAGUAAAUAAUUUAAUUUACUUGACAACAAGAGAUAAAUCAUUUGGCCAUUCACUAUGCUCUUGAAUCAGAGUUAAUAAUUAGUAUUAUCAGAAAAUCUGGAUUCUCUUGUCGAAAAACAAAGCAUUAAGUUGUCAUUAAGUCAAUUUCAAUUCAGAAUUGCAUUCACUGAUGUUUUGUUUAUCUAAAAUCAGAUUAAUAAUUAAUUGUAAAUAGUUAAUGAUUUAACAAAUAAUGAUAUAAAAUAAUAACAGAAGUAAGAGAAAAAUCAAUAGCAAUAAAAUAGUUUAUAGAAUUUUGAAUUAGUCAUUGAUGGUAUUGAUGUGAUAAUUUUGAAUGACAUAGAGAAUUACUAUUAGUAUAUUAUGAAUUUCAAAUUAUUUUAAACACAAACCAAAUUAGAAUAGACAUCUAGGAAUUUUAAAUUCUUAAUAGAAUUACCAAUCUAAUUGCAUUAUUUCAAUUAAAAUAUUGGAAUUUGGGAACCAAUAAUUGAAAAGUGUGUCAUAUCAAUUGUCUAUUAAAAAGAUUUAACAGGUUUUGAUAUUGUAGCAGAGAAUCAAUUAGAUGUUCAAAUAAAAGAAGGUGUAAAUAUAAAUGUAUCUACUCAAAUGAUCUUAACUGUUUAUUCAGCAUUGACUAUCUUAACUUAGAAAUUACAGGCUAAGGACAAAAAUCAAAUCAAUUGUUAAAAUAACUCCUAUGCUAAAUACUCAAUUUAUAAUCUCUUAGGAAGUGAUGUUCUAUGUGAAACCUAAGAUAAUACGAUUAUAAUAGCUCAGCAUAAUGAAUAAAAAGAUUUUGAUGUCAAAAAUCCUAAAUCUAACAAUUCAGUUUCCCUAUAGAUUUAAGGCGAUAAAAACCCAUUUGAAAUACUAAAUUGGAAUAUAGAUAAAUUGUAAUAGAAAAUGAAGAAAAUUGGAAAUAAUAGUCCAGUGCUGAUUAAGAACUUUGUUGAUCAAUUAAAGAAUUAGAGAGUGAUUUAUUUGAGUUCUGAAUAUAUCUUUGAGAAUAAUACUUAAACUCAUUUGGACAUAGUAUUCAAGGAUUCUAAGGCCAAUCUUCAUAUUUCUAAAUUGCAAGCCUAUAUGUAGGACCAAAAUGCAAGACAAGUAACAUGCUAACCUAAUUAAUAUGUGCUUCCAUAAUUUUUAUUAUACAGUGAUUUUUAUAUAAGAAAAGCAAACAACAAUUAAGAGAAGUCAUAAGCCUAUAAUAUUAAGUAUUUAUAAAAGUGUUUUGAAAAUAAGGAAGGUUUGAAACUGUGGUUGAAUGAGAGCUUCAUAAUAACAUUGAAUGUGCGUAAGGAUCCAGAAUUCCUAGGUAGAUACAUUAUAUACAUCUAACCAAAUUUCAGAUUUUAGAAUUUGUUGCCAUUCCCCGUGACCAUCACUACAUUGUAUGAAACCAAAUAGGGAGAUGAAACCAAAUUACAACCGCUGCAAUAUUUGGAUGAACAUCAACUCAAAAGCAUUAAAGAAAAUCAUGCUAUGUUAAUAACCAUAGAUGCAUAUAAGCCCUCUUAGCCUAUCCCAUUAUUAAACAGCAGGAACUUCAAAUCGUAGCAGAAUGUCAUCAACUUAUUUGGUAGAGAAUGGCAAGGAAGUAGUGGAGGCAAGAGUGAAUUAGUUUUAGAAUAUAAUAAUACUUUGUUCAAUCAAAGUGGUUUAUGCAGUGCCGUAUUGUAUGCUCAAGAAUAUAUUAGAAAUGAAACUUAAUAUGAAUAUGUAGUAUUUUAAGGUAAGAAUAAGUAAUACACUUCAAUUGGUGGGUAAAAGCUAGGGUCAAAGCAAAGACCCUUGAUAUUGAACAACACUGCUCAAUAAUAUGAAUUAGUGUUUUCAGAGAGAGAUACACCUCAAGUGCUUUCAUUAACACCUGCCUAAAUUAUUUCUAUAGGUACUUCAAUUAGUGAUAUUGUUAUAAAAAGAAAUGAACAUUUUUAUGUAGCUCCAUUAGCUGUUGUAUCUGAGAUUAAAUUAAUUUAAUAGACUUGCUAAAAGGUUGUAACAGUUAGAAAUAGAAUCAUUUUAGUCAAUCAUUCUGAACAUUCAAUAUGCAUCAAGUAAUUGAAGGCAUUUGAAAUUAAACCACAAGAAAGAGUGCCUUUGGAGAUCUGUUGUGGUGAUAAAGUACCUGAAUCAACUGAGGGCAUUUAUCAAUUCCAAUUUACUUUUAUGGAUGAUUAUAAUUGGAGUUGGAGUGGGCAAAUCGAAUGUAAUAUGAUUGGUGUUUAUUAUCAACAAUUAAGAAGUCACAAAUUCCCUGAGAUCAGAAAAUUUGCUUAAAUUGAUAUCAAUGAGAGCAAUGGAAUAUUAUUUGCAGUUAUUAGUGAAACCAAACAUGAUCAAACACCUUAUAGAAUUACUAACUUAAGCAAAAUGAUUCAAGUCACUGUCUUAAAUAUACCUGCUUCUUUAGAUUAUAACUAAGACUGCUAUUUUGCUUGGGAUGAACUAAAUAAAUAGAAUGAAGUUCAGUUUGUAAUUUGUCCUAAAGUAAGUUAAUAUGAGGUUGUUGAAUACUAAUUUAAAAUUGAUAAGAUUGCAGAGGCUAAAUUCUUUGUUAUCCGAUCUCGAAUUCCAAAUGAUGCAGGCAAGAUCUUUAUAAAAUUAAAAUCAGAAAUGAAUGGUUUUACCAGACAUGCAUAAUUCUUUGAUUCAAGUGAGGAAGAACUUUAGAGAUAUAAAGAGAAUUCAGGAAAGAUAGCAAAAGAACCAUAGUAAUUGAAAUUUGACAUUAUGAUUCCUCAAAUUAACAUAAGUUUGAUCGAUAAUCAUGCUUCAUACCCUUAAGAAAUAAUUAAUAUUGUGUUGUACUAAUCUGAAGCCAUCCUAUUGAUAAACAAGUCAAACAAAGCAAUAUUCCAAUUUAAAUUAUCAGCAAUGUAGAUAGAUAAUACUUCUCAAUUGCACCCUCUAUUUCCUGUUUUAUUAACACUACUUCCAAGUAGUAAAGUGAAAUAAUAAUUACCUAUUUUAAAUGUCUUGAUUUAGAUGAAUUUGCAGGCUAAACAAUUGCAAUUGAUUGAGAAAUUCUCUCUUGAAACUAAUCGUUUAGCAAUUAAAAUCAAUGAUACAAUCAUCAAGACUCUACUCAGCACUGUUAAUAAAAUAACUUCAAUUAUUGAAAGUUAAAAAUUAAAAUUAUAAUUACAAUUAUAAUAAAAGUUUGAUUGGAGGAAAUGUCCUUUACCAGAUAAAUUGAUCCCAACUUAUUUUGGAACUAUAACUAUUUAUCCUAUCAUAGUCUAACUCACUGUACAAUGGGGACGUAAGGACAAGGAUCAAGAUGCAGAUAAUCCUAUGUUUACAUCACUUUUGUCAGGAGUUGGAUUUCAAUUAGUCUCUGUUGAUGAAGCUGAAAUUGUAUUGAAAGGAAUUCAAAUGGAAGAUGUUUUUGACAGUAUUGAUGGUUUGAGAAAUAAUUUGACUAAAAGAUAUCUUCCUGAUAUCUACGGAUAAUUACCUGCCAUUUUAGGUAGUUUAGCUGUUCUAGGCAAUCCUACUAAAUUAUGGAAGAACUUUGUAUCGGGCAUGUAAGAUUUCAUUGAAAGACCCAUUGAAGGGUUCACUAAAGGACCUCUUGAAGGAGGCAUGGGUGUUAUAACAGGAACUACUUCAUUAGUAAGUCACACAGUCUCUGGAGUCUUUAAUAGUGUUAAGAAUGUUGUUGGCACAAUUUCAAGUGGUUUAUCUAAAGUUACAAUGGAUGACAAUUAUCAAUAGCAACGUUAAAUCUAGAAUCAACAAUAGGCUAGGAAUGUCAGUUCAGGUAUAUAGGAAGGAUCUGUAUCUUUGGUUAAGGGAGUGGCUGGCGGCAUAGCUGGAUUCUUUAGUAAACCUAUUUAAGGGGCUCAAUAGGAUGGAGCAUCUGGUCUAUUGAAGGGAUUGUGGCAAGGAACAUCAGGAUUAAUCAUCAAGCCUGUGGCAGGAGUUUUAGAUGUCAUCUCAAAGACAUCUGAAGGUGUUAAGAAUCAAUUAUCCUCUGAUGAACAACCUAAUAAUACUAGAAUUAGAUAUAUGAGACCUUUCUAUGAAAGCGAUGGAUAUUUUAAAGAAUAUAAUUGGGUUGAAGCGGAAUGCUAUGAAGUAAUUAAAGGAAUCAAAAAAGGCAAAUAUGAACAACACAGAUUGCUUAGAGUUGUUAAUAUGGAGAGAGAUAAGAAAAGUUUUGGAUUAAUUCUAACCGACACUAGUUUAAUCUUGUUUGAUUUGGAUUUACAUUUAAAGCUUUGGUCCAUUUUGUAUGAGGAUAUAGAAAAUAUUGUUUUUAGUGGAAAUGUGAUAUAAUUGAAAAACAAAAAAUCCAAAAGGGCAUUUUAGGGUAAAUCGAUUGCUAGUUUGACAAUGGCUUCACAAAAUUAAAGUUAAUAAAUAACAGAACAAAUUAAAUUUAUGAUCCAAUAAUUGUGA